Messenger RNA from Cajanus cajan (pigeon pea), 1060 nucleotides. Its product is annotated as cyclin-U2-2. NCBI's taxonomy places the organism in Eukaryota, Viridiplantae, Streptophyta, Magnoliopsida, Fabales, Fabaceae. Gene Ontology annotation, biological process: regulation of cyclin-dependent protein serine/threonine kinase activity. Gene Ontology annotation, molecular function: protein kinase binding. The record is from RefSeq and is a predicted model, not a curated record.
AAAGCCUACUUGGAAAACCUUUCCACACUAUAUUCAAAACCCACCAUCAUCACUUGGUGCCCUUAGACCAAUCCCUUUCAAAGGCUUGAAAAACAAAGGAACCAACUUUCCCUUUCAAUUCAUGGCUUCUUCUUCUUCUUCUCUCACAAUUUCCCCACGAAAGCUUUGCUCCGAUUUGUACUCGUAUUCAUACGAGGAGAAUUCCAGCACCCCAUUGGUGAUAAAUGUUCUGGCUUCACUGAUUGAGAGGAGCAUGGCCAGAACAGAGAGGAUCCUGAAGAAUGGUUCCUCGUCUUUGUCCAAGGCCAUUAGCACAAACAUCUUUGAUUGCAGGGAGAUCCCAGACAUGACAAUUCAAUCCUAUCUAGAGAGAAUUUUCAGGUACACACGUGCAGGACCAUCGGUCUAUGUUGUGGCCUAUGUCUACAUUGAUAGGUUUUGCCAGAACAAUCCAGGAUUCAGAAUCAAUGCCAGAAAUGUUCAUAGACUUCUCAUUACAACAAUCAUGCUGGCUUCCAAGUAUGUCGAAGACAUGAACUACAGAAAUUCCUACUUUGGAAGAGUUGGUGGGUUAACAACCAAUGAGCUGAACAAGUUGGAGCUGGAAUUCCUUUUCUUGAUGGGUUUCAAAUUGCACGUAAAUGUGAGUGUUUUUGAGAGCUAUUGUUGCCAUUUAGAGAGGGAAGUUAGCAUUGGGGGAGGAUACUACAUUGAGAGGACUCUAAGGUGUGCAGAAGAAAUCAAAGUGAGGCAUAGAGACGAAAGGGGUUACUCACACAUUGCUCGUGUAAUGUUGUAGAAUGAAUAUUGGGGAGUUUUUGUUUGUUGUGGAAGGUUUCUUUUGGCCUGAAAACAAAGAAAAACAGUUUAUGUGUACAGAUCAGUAUAAAUCUAAAUGGUUGUUGUGGUAAUUGAGGUUUAGGAUAACGAGAGCGAAGCCAAAGCUUCAGCUAUCAACAAAUUUGUUUGGUUUCUUCACUAUGUAAAGAGUGAAUUUUCUAUUCAAGAAAUUUUAUCGAGUGUUUUGCUUCUAUUCUAAUUGUAUGUGCUUGUUUUGACC